CAAGUGACCGCCGAUAAUCCGGCUGGCAAGGGAAAUGUAGGAGGGUGUGGUUACAGUGUAGUACUGUGCAUUGCAAGUAGGUGUUCGAUGUAUACGCGUAUACUGCUUCUUGCAGUUUAUAAAAAGCAGCGGCAAGGUAAUUAGCCGAAUGUGAAAGCACCGGAGGAGCUUUUGCUAGCGGUUGCUAAUCAGUGCAAGAACGUCUCAUCAGUAGCGGGGUGUUCUCAUCAUUAAGCGAGCCGGUUUGUUUCGUGUGUAAGUAGGUGGCCAGGUAAGAGAAGUCGUGAUGACUGACGACGUAUCAGAUGAUUCUAGCGACUUGGACUCAGGAGUCCCAGCACACACAAUCAAAUAUUUUCCUCGUAGCGGUCGUCAGAAAGGGCCAAGUAAUUUGGCUCUCAAACGCGCCAACCUUAUGUUCACAAUGGAAAAUGAACGCUACCGCACUAAGUGCCGUAAGCUUGAGCGCUUUAUGAAGGAUUUGGUCUUGGAGAGUGCAGCGCUGUGUGACGAAGUGGCACGCGUACAAGAGUCGAUCUUUGUGGCCAAAGAAGAGCGACGGUUCCUGCUGAAGAAGUUGCUCCAAUAUCGCCAGCAACGUGAUGGACCCAUUGAAACAGUGCGACCUGCACACGCCAGCGCACCAGCGCAGACUCGUAGUUCAUCGCCGCCGACUAUGGCCACACUUGGGGCUACUUUGGACAGUACCGACAAGCCGCAGGCGAAGUCUUCAAAAAAAGUCCUUAAACGCCGUAACACCAAGGAAGGGCUUGCUGAGGAAGUGCCAAGGGCGAAACGGAGAAAGCCUGCAGGAGCGGACAAGCGUCUUGUAGCACCUAUACCACUGGACUCAUGCGGUCGGCCCUUGUUUCCUAUUGUGCUGCCCGGUUGCAAAGUGCAUAGUCUUGGCGAGAUUGUCACUGAUCGUGCUGGAUUCCACUGUCAGGAGAGCCUCUACCCUGUUGGCUACUGCAGCUCUCGCAUUUAUGCAAGUGUUCUUAAUGCCAACCAUGCCUGCAUUUACACAUGCACCAUUCUGGAUGCCGGCACUGGACCUCGGUUCGAAAUCGUUGCAGAGGAUGCACCUGAGCGACCUUUUGUGGGCAGCAGUCCAGAUGAAUGCUAUGUUGCACUUCUGCGAGCAGUGAAUCGAACAUGUGGGGCAGAGGUAAUUGUGCCUGCAGCACGAGGUGCAGAUUUUUUUGCUUUGCCUCAUCCAACUAUUCAGAAUCUGGUCCAGAGUUGUCCUGGUGCACGCAAAUGCCCCAAUUACAGAUGGGUGCGUUUUGAGGUGUCACGCAGCGCGACUGACGAAACUGAGCGGCUUGACAGUGACCCCUACUUGAGCUAUGCAGCUUUUCGACAGCUGUGCCUUCAGCCACGACUGGCUGCCAUAGCUGCGGCUUCUGAGCCCAGCCUUCCUGGAGGAGUGACCAUCAAACAGGAGCCAUUGGACACUGUUUAGGCACAUCAAAAACAAAUGGGGCUCACCGUGAAGGCUUGAUCGGGGACAGAAUUCAGGGCACAUGAUCACCAGCAUAUACCAAGUGCUAGAGCUACAUCGGGACGAGGACAGAAGAUGUCAUGUGUGGUGGUACUUGCAGUACUGGCAAAUAAAGCACUCUCUGACCCUGACACCA
Molecule: messenger RNA, 1640 nt
Organism: Rhipicephalus microplus (southern cattle tick)
Lineage: Eukaryota; Metazoa; Arthropoda; Arachnida; Ixodida; Ixodidae
Product: transforming growth factor beta regulator 1
Biological process (GO): regulation of cell cycle
Cellular component (GO): nucleus
Source: RefSeq, a predicted model, not a curated record